AUGGGGAGGCCAGGUGCGCCAUUUCAUCCUCAUUUAAACGUAUUUUGCCCUAGAUUUUCAAAGGGGACGAGGCGGCGGCCGGGGAAAUUUCGGUCGGUUUAGUGAACGUGGUGGUGGCGGUGGUGCUCGGGGCGGUGAACGCGGCGGUCGAAACAGCUAUGGGGGCGAGGGGGACCGUGGCGGUUUCCGAGGCUCCCGAGGUUUCAGAGGAGGUGAAAGAGGAGGCUUUCGAGGUACACCGCGCGGACGUGGCCGUGGUGGAAUGCGCGGUGGAAAGAGGGUCUUUAUUGAACCCCACAGACACGAAGGGGUUUUCGUGGCCAAGGGGAAGGAGGACGCGUUAGUCACUCUGAACCUAGCUGUCGGCCAAUCAGUCUACGGAGAAAAGCGAAUAAGUGUCGAUGGUGCUGAUGGCGAAAAAGUUGAAUAUCGUGUGUGGAAUCCGUUCCGGUCUAAGCUUGCUGCCGGAAUAAUAAAUGGCCUAGAGAGUAUCCACAUGGGCCCCGGAAGUCGAGUGCUCUAUCUAGGUGCCGCAAGUGGUACUACUGUAUCUCAUGUUUCGGAUCUUGUUGGCCCGAAGGGAGUCGUUUAUGCCGUGGAGUUUUCGCACCGCUCUGGCCGCGACUUGCUGAACGUCGCAAAACACAGGACAAAUAUCGUUCCAAUAAUUGAGGACGCUCGACACCCUUUGAAGUAUCGAAUGCUUGUUGGUAGGUUUAUGUCUAAUCUCAUCUCCCAUUCCUAAGGGAUGGUCGACUGCAUUUUUGCUGACGUUGCACAACCCGACCAGUCUCGAAUUGUUUCUGUCAAUGCAGAGCACUAUCUCAAAAAUGGCGGCCAUGCCGUUAUUUCCAUUAAGGCUUCCUGCAUUGAUUCCGUCGCGGCACCAGAGGUGGUGUUCGAGAAGGAAGUAGAGACUUUACGGAAGUCGCAGUUUACGCCGCGAGAACAGGUUACUCUGGAACCGUACGAAAGGGGUCACGCAAUGGUGGUCGCUCAGUACAGGUAAGUGCAGAUCAUAAUAUGGCAUUUAACUCGCUCGUUAUAGGGCCCAGAAAAAGCAAAAAUAA
This is a messenger RNA of Spirometra erinaceieuropaei, 1070 nucleotides long. Lineage: Eukaryota; Metazoa; Platyhelminthes; Cestoda; Diphyllobothriidea; Diphyllobothriidae. The record is from the annotation of a GenBank genome assembly.